AUGUCACUACCUCCCCGAGUCACAACCUCACUGCAGCAGCCUUGCUCGGGGAUAUCGAAUGCUUGCAACUUGCAUAGCAUGGAAAAGCCGAAGCAGAAACGCAAUCGUCGACCGAAAGCCUGUCAGCCCUGUAGAGAUCGCAAAGUUCGAUGCGACCAGGAGGAGCCUUGCGACACUUGUAUCAGACGUAGUCAUCCUGAUUUGUGCGUGUAUGCUACACGGAGGCUGCCUAGUGUGGCAGCUCAAGUCUCUUCCCUAGAGACACGAGAUACCCGUGGUUUCGAUCAGACAUUCGACGUCCGAUCCAACGACGCGCUGUCAUCAAUUCCAUUACCGAAUAAUCAGACCGGAGGAGAAGAAGACGACACCGAUGGUGGCGAUGAACUCAUCCAAAGCCUUGACAAAACCUCCUCUACCUUAAAACACAUGAUCAAAACCGAUCGCUGGACUGGCGAGACCGUGUUCCUAGGCCGAAACUGCUCGGCAACAUUCUUCACCAAACUCACCCACCCACAAACCAAGAUUCCAAUAUCCGACACCCUCAUGCCCUUCAAUGUAUCCUGGGGCGCUGCCUUCGGUCUCACCAACCGUACGACCCUGCAUCCCUUUGGGUCCCUCUGGACAGCGGCAGGCACAACCAAUCUCAAGGAGAUUCUCCAAGCUUUGCCAGCCACGGAAAUAUGUAUGACGUACUAUCGAACAUAUCAGAAAGUCGUGGCGCCUUUCUACCCUUUUGUAAUGGAUCUCGAAGCGUUUGAGGGUCGUUUGUGUGUUUUCUUGCCGAAACUGGCAGAGCUGGGAUUAGAAGCUGCGUUGGAGGCUGCCAUCACUGAUGGGACCUUUAGAGAUGCUGCAUGGUAUGGGAUGUUCUUUGGUAUUCUGGCUGCUGGUUGUCAAUUCUCCGACGCAGAUGUGAAAGAGAGGUUGCCGAGGACGAGAGUUUUUGUUGCUUGCGCUUUCGAGUGUCUAAGGUUGGCGAAUCUGUACGGCUGUCCUUCGACAGAAGUCAUCCAGGCUUUGCUCUUAAUCGCCAGCACGAUUGCGAAUGAUUGCAAUCCUGGUGUUGCUCUGAGUCUGGUGGGGCUCGUCACUCAGCAAGCCCGAUCUUUGGGUCUGCAUGUUCCUCAGACCUCCAUCUCGCAGGGUCAAGGCGAAGUCCAUCCUCUGUGGAAAGCGAUCAUGUCUCUCGAAUCCACGCUCUCCCUGGCCUUUGAUCGACCAUCAGUCUCGAAUCUUCCCAAUCCAUCAUCUCCAAUACCACGCACGCCCUCAACAUUCCACAACCUGAUGCACGACCUCCACGCCCAAAUCGUCUCCUUCCAAACCACAACAACAAACUCUCAACCCGACCCUACCACCCUUAAAACCAACAUUACGAGACUCGAAACCCUUACCAAACGAACAUCAACCCUACCAACAACAACAAUCCAAACACGUCUCGAAUCCCUCUUCCAAAAGAUCCACUCCUCAAACUUCCACUCCACACUCCUCCGCCACCUAACCUUGGACCCAACGACGCCAUCUACCGAAAGAAAAGCAUCACACACCUCAAUGGUAAAGCACCUCCGCACCGUCAUUCACUCAUUCCUCGAACUCCGCAAUCUCCUCUCACCACUUGCUCUCACCUCCUGGUCGCUACUACAUU
Molecule: messenger RNA, 1645 nt
Organism: Pseudocercospora fijiensis CIRAD86
Lineage: Eukaryota; Fungi; Ascomycota; Dothideomycetes; Mycosphaerellales; Mycosphaerellaceae
Exons: 5
Biological process (GO): DNA-templated transcription; regulation of DNA-templated transcription
Molecular function (GO): carboxy-lyase activity; DNA-binding transcription factor activity, RNA polymerase II-specific; DNA binding
Source: RefSeq, a predicted model, not a curated record